Molecule: messenger RNA, 13331 nt
Organism: Perognathus longimembris pacificus (Pacific pocket mouse)
Lineage: Eukaryota; Metazoa; Chordata; Mammalia; Rodentia; Heteromyidae
Gene: Alms1
Product: ALMS1 centrosome and basal body associated protein
Exons: 29
Coding region: 46-13224 (4392 amino acids)
Biological process (GO): regulation of centriole replication
Cellular component (GO): centriole; cytosol; centrosome
Source: RefSeq, a predicted model, not a curated record
UUCCUCCUCCUCCUUCACCACAGCCGCCCUGAGCGUGACACCAACAUGGAGCCCGAGGACCUGCCGUGGCCGGGCGAGCUGGAGGAGGAGGGGGAAGAAGAGGAGGAGAAGGAGGGGGAGGAGGAAGAGCCGGCAGUGAACGACCUUGCAGUGGAGGACGACGAUGUGGUUGUGGAAGACUACGCGGUGGAGGAAGACUUUAUGGUGGAGAAAGACUAUGCGGUGGUGAAAGACUAUGCGGUGAAAGACUAUGCGGUGGUGAAAGACUAUGCGGUGGUGAAAGACUACGCGACCGUGGAAGACUAUGCGGCGCCGGAGGACGAAGCUUCGGUGGUAGUGGACGAAGCGGUGGUGGCCGAAGAAGCGGUAACGGAGGAGGACUCGUCUAAGUCGGACGGGACGGUGGUGGUGGUGGAGGUGGAGGAAGAGGUGAGGCCGGAGGUGGACUUGGAUUUCGACCUCGAGUUCCAGCCUCAGUCCCGUGAGAGUACCGACGCCGAGGUGGAUGACGAUGACGACGACGACGACGAGGAGGCCAAGGCCUGGCUGCAGGCGCCCCCCGCCCCGAGUUUCCCUCCACCGCCUCCGCCGAGGCACAGCUACUUGACGGGCGAGCUGACCUCCGCGGAGAAGAUUGUUCCACUGACCUGUAACGUAUGGCAGCAGCCAUUAUAUGAAGGCAAUGUUAGAACACAAAUUUCUGAUACCAGUUCUGUCUCAUUGGAAACAACAAGCCAAUGGAGUUCUGAGGAUGAUCAGAGAACAGAAUGUUGGCAUGGUCUUCCACAAGAAAAAGAAACUUCUAAAACCUUGGAUACAUCCCAGACCAGGAUUAAUUUGAAAGCAGAAAGACCUGAAGUGACAGAGUCUUCUUCUUUGGAAGAAGGUGUAUUGACCCAGUCAGAAGGCCAGGUGAAGAAAUUGAGCAGAGAUCUUUCAUGCUCUCCACUGCUAGUAAUACAGGAUAACUUUGCUACUCCUGAUUUGCCUUUGCUGACAUGUUUGACACAAGACCAGGAGUUUGGGCCUGAUUCCUUAUUUCACCAAAGUGAACUAGAUUUUGCACCUCUGAGAGGAAUUCCUGAUAAAUCUGAAGAUACUGAAUGGUUUUCCCGACCGUCAGAAGUUAGUGAAGCUUUGCUCCAGGCUACUUCAGAAGGAUCUUCAGAUUUGGUUAACAGUUGCUUUAGUGUAUCUCAGUAUCCACUUAUAAGUAGCACCACUAUUGGGUCUCAGCAUUCUUGUUUAUCUCCUGAGCAAGAGAACGAAGAGCAUGGUUCCUCUGAUGUUCUUGAUGAUCUGAAAACCCCCAAAGACUUUGACAGUUACGAUGUUCUUUGUUCAUAUAUGUCAUGGAAAACAGGAAAAAAUACAAAGCAGUCAAAAAACAAUUUAGCUGAAAAAGACCAAGUUUCAAUUUCAACUUUAUCUGACAUUAGUGAUGAAAAUAUAGCUACUAAGUCAAACGAGAGUUUUGAUGCUUCUUCUGAACAUCUGCAGUGUUGGAAAGAGGAAGCUUUACAGCAAGUAGAAACAUGUCUAAACAAUACAGACAAUAUUUGUUUUCCACAAGAAGUUGCUCCUCCUCCUCCUAGUAAAAGAUCAUAUUCUUUCUUGCGAUGUUUAUUGGAAAGAAGAGGAAAAAAAGGGGCUCCCGUGACCCCUGAUAGUCAUUAUUUUGAGAGUGUUGAUUCAAGAGUUCCAGCUGAGAAUGAGGUGAAACAAAAGAUGGAUUCUUUGGAGGGUUAUGAAGGAAAUGAAGAUCUGCAGGAAGAGCUGUCCCAAUAUUUUGAACAAAAUGAGCCUAGAAGUAAUUUGGCUUCUUCAGAGGUAUAUCCUACUUCUCCAGAGAUGAAGUAUGCUGAGAAUGUUGUAGUUGUGGAUAAUUCUGGACGGGUUUCAGAAGCUCAUAUAUGCUCCAAGGGACAUGAUAUCUCUAAGACUAAGGCUUCUGCUGGUCCUCUUCAGACAGUUAAAUUCAAGGUGGAUGACACUUCAGAGCCACUGUAUUUUGAAGAGGAAAGAAACCAAAAGGCACCUUCUAUUUUUGGUGAGGAUAAUAUUGAUGCUACUGAAAAUGUAGCCUUUGAGGCUAUUAUUGCCUCUAUUGAGUCUUCAAAGACAGACAUUACUGUAAGUGAAAUCCAAACUGACAUCAAUAAAUCCUUAACAGAUGACAGACAAGAGAGACAAUCCCCAAAUUCACAUCUUUCCCUAUUAAAAUAUACUGAUGAAAAUUCUUUCUCUGAUAAGUUUAAGGAUCCAGACUAUCAGUCUACUUUUGGGGUGUGUGAACCAGCAGCUUCAAAAUCAUUGUUGCAUAAAGAAUAUGAUGUUAGUUCCCUACAUUGGUAUCCAAAUAUAAAAUCAUCCCCCAAUGCUCCUCAGAACAUGUUCAUUAAGCCACAUUUUGUUAUUUCAGAGCAUAAACCAUCUGUUUCUUUAAGUGAAAACCAGGCUAUUGGUCAAGGGAAAACACAGUCAGCUUUAUUUCAGUGUGACAAACACAAUGAACCGUUUCUUCCCACUGGGAAGAUAAAGUCCAUUUCUGUUCUUGAUUUUGCAAAGAAGGUAGGAUCUUCAAACAUUAUUUGUCCAAUGAAACAAGAUUUAAAGCAGCAGACCUUUGAAGAAGUUGCAGAUUCCUCAGACCAUAAUUUGGAGGACCUGCAUGGGAAGCCUAAGUCUGAUGUCAUUACUCUGGAUGGUGACACUGAAUGCCAUAGCCUGGAUGAAAAUGCUGCUGUGUGCUGUGAAAAAGUUGAACUUCAAGGAAAAACAUGUGAUCAAUAUAACUUAACUGCUGGUGAAUAUGUUGAACUAGCAACUUUAGAGAACUUGCUUGAUGAUCUUUGUGAGAGCUCCUUGAAUUGGCAGCCUACUUUACAACUAUCAUCUAAGGAGAACAAAUCUGUAAGUCAUUUGAAUUUGUGCAUUGAUCAAUCAUUUUCAUCUACAUUGCCUUCAUUUGUUCCUCAUGAGCCAACUAGAGACUCGGAACAUCAUUCUUCAAAUCUGAGAAUGUUGAGGGUAUCGCCUGACACUGUACCAACAACUGUAGGAGAUACUACAGAAGGAGGCAAAGCUGAAAUUACUGAAUCUAAGUUGAAAUCAGUUAUCACUACCACUCCUGGAGAUUCAGAAGUUGGAUCUCAUUUAUCUGUGUCCCUUGAGGAAUUAUCUCGGUUGGCUGCAAGUUCUUCUCAAGAGAAUGCUAUUGGUCAGCACAUUGAUGCGCUUAGUAAAAAAGCAGUGACAGAUAGUCAUUUAACUGAAGAGAAUCUGAAAGUCUCAGAUAUUUGUGAGCCACCUGACCAGAACACUGGGAUAACAACAGUACCUGCAACUUCUUACUCAGAUAAGCAGAGGCCCGGUAAUUUAUACCAGGAGGGUUUACCAGAAGGUUAUCUAACUGGUCAGCCACUGACAUCUGAUGACCAGAAGUCUGGGACAGCAACAGUAUCUUCUACUCCCUACUUUCCUAGAGAGAAGCUUAAUGUUUCCUUCCAGCAGGUGUUGCCAGAUGGGUAUCUAACGGAGGGGGCUCUAAAAGGUUCAGCUGCUCUUGGACCAACUGAUCAGAAGACUGAAAUACCUGUAGUAGUCUCUAUUUCUUCCUCACAUAGAGAUAAGCCUGGUAUUUUCUAUCAGCAAGUUGAGCCAGAAGGCCACCUACUUAAAGAAGCUCUAAAAACUUCAGCUCCUCUUGGACCUGCUGAUCAGAAUAUUGGGAUACCACUUCCAACCUCAACUUCCUACUCACAAAAAGAGAAGUCUAAUAUUUUAUACCAAGAGAGCUUGCAGGCUAAUCAUCUAACUGAUCGGCCACUGACAAUUUCAGCAGCUACAAAAUCAACUGACCAGACAACAGGCAUACCAACUCUAACCUCUGCUUUCUACUCACAACAAAAUAAGCCUAAUACUUUGUAUCAACAGUCUCUGCCAGGUAGUCAUUUACCUGAAGAGACUGUGAAAGUUUCAGCCACUUUUUUUCCAGCUGUCCAGACAACUGGCAUACCGACAGUAACCUCUACCUCCUAUUCACAAAGUGAUAAGCCUGAUACUUUCUACCAUCAGUCUCUGGUAGGUAGCCAUCUACCUGAAGAGACUGUGAAAGGUUCACCCCCUCUUAUUCCAGCUGACCAGUUAACUGGCAUACCAUCUGUAACCGCUGUUAAUUUACAGAGAGAUAAAUCUGAUAUUUUCCACCAACAGUCUCUAUUAGGUAGUCACCUACCUCAAGAUACUCAGAAAGCUUCAGUAACUCAUAGGCCAGCUGUCCAGAAGAGUGCCAUACCAAUUGUAACUCCUGUUCCCUAUUCAUCCAGAGAGGAACCUAGUAUUUCCUACCAACAAGUGUUGCCAGAGAGUCAUUUAAAUGAGGAAAAUCUGAAAGCUUCAGUUAUUUCUGGAUCUGAUGACAAGAAGACCAGUAUAGCCACAGAAUCUUCUGCUUUAUACUCAAAUGGAGAAAAGUCUCAUACUUUUUAUCACCAGUCCUUGCCAGAAGGUCAUUUAGGUUAUCAGGCUCUGCAAGUUUCUGCUGUUUCUGCAUCCUCUGAUCAAAAGGGCGGAGUAGCAGUAGUUUCCUCUGCUUCAUACUCACAUGGAGAAAGAUCCCAGGCUUUUUAUCAUCAGGCCUUGCCGGAAAGUCAUCUAGGUCAUCAGGCUUUGCAGGUUUCUGCUGUUUCUGCAUCCUCUGAUCCAAAGGGUAGAGCAGCAAUAGUCUCCCCUGCUUCAUUCUCACAUGGAGUAUCUGGUAUUUAUUUGCUACAAGGAUUACCAGAUAGUCAUCUAACUGAGAAGACUCAGAAAGGUUUAGAUGUUACUGAGUUAGCUGACCAGAGUGCUAAGAUACUAACAAUAAAUUCUAGUUCUUACCCAGAAAAAGAGAAGCCUGAUAAUUUUUACCAACAAACCUUGUCAGACAGUCAUUUAACUGAAGAGUCUGUGAAAGUUUCAACUGUUUCUGAAUCAGCUGACCAGAAGACCUGGAUACCAACAAUAACCUCUAAUUCUUACUCGCAAAUAGAGACAUCUAAUAUUUCCCACUAUCAGACAUUAUCAGAUAGUCAUCUAACUGAAGAGUUGCAGAAAGUUUCAGUUGUUCCUGGACCAGGUGACCAAAAGAUUGGUAUAGCAUCAGAAUUGUCUAGUUCCUACUCUCAUAGAGAGAAGCCUAUUAUUUUUUUCCAACAGACCCUGCCAGGGAGUCAUCUACUUCAAGAAGCUCUGAAAGUUUCAGCUGAUUCUGGAUCAACUGACCAGAACUCUGGGAUACCAGCAGUACCCUCUACUUCCCGCUCAUAUAUAGAGAGGCCUCGUGUUGUCUAUCAACAGGAGUUGCCAGAUAGUCAUCCAAUAGAAAAACCUUCAAAAGUUGUAGUUGUUCCAGGACCCGUUGGCCAGAAGGCUGAGAUAUCAAUACUAUCUUCUACUCCCUAUUUGCAGAGAGAGAAGCCUAUCAUUCUCUUUCAACACACCCUUCCAGAUAGUCAUCUAAUUGUAGAGGCUAACAAAAUUUUUUCUGUUUCUGGAUCAGCUGAUCAAAUAUCGGGGGUAUCAACAAUACCCUCUACUUCCUACAUAUAUAAAGAGAAGCCCAGUAUUUUCUAUGAGCAGAAGCUGUCAGAGAGUCCUCUAACUGAAGCACCUCUGAACAUUUCAGGUACGUCUGGAACAACAGAUCAGAAAACAGAGAUACCAAUACUACCUUCUACCUCACAAAGAGAGAAGCCUGGUAUUUUCUACCAGCAGGCUGUACCAGGUAGUCAUAUACCUAGAGAGACUCUGAAAGUUUCAGCUGUUCCUGGUCCAGCUGACCAGAAUACUGGGACACCGACACUUGGCAAGGAGUCUAUUAUUUUCUACCAACGUGUUUUGCCAGAUAGCCCUCUAACUAAUGGUACUUUGAAAGUUUCAGAUAUAUCUGGACUGACUGAGCAGAAGACAGGGACACCAGUGGGACCUUCAGAUUCCUUCUCACUUGGAGAAAAGCCCAUUAUUCUUUACCAACAGGCCUUCUCAGAUGCUCAGCUAACUAAAGAAGGUCUGAAGGUUUUAAUUAUUCCUGAAGCAGUUGACCAGAAGCCUGGGAUACCUCCUUUAACCUCUUCUUCCUCCCCAAAUCAACAGAAAACUAUUUCUUACCAACAGGAAUUGCCAGAUGGUAGUCAGACUGAAAAGACUAUGAAUAUUUCAGUUGUUCCUGGACCAACUGACCAAAAGUCUGGGAUAUCAGUAGUACCAUCUGAAGUUUCUUUCCAGCAAUAUUUGCCAGGUCAUAGUGAAGAAGUUACUUACUCACAUAAAGAGAAGCCUGUUAUUUCUUACCAGCAAGAGUUGCCAGAUACUACUUCAGAAACACUGAAAGUGUUAGGUGUUCCUAGACUUGCUGAUGAAAUGUCUGGAAUAUACAUAGUACCUUAUCGCUACUCAGAGGAAGAGGAACCUGUUACCUCUUACCAGCCAGAGGUACCAUCUCUCAUUGAAAGAACUCUGAAAACGGGGGUUUCUGGACCUAUAAAACGGAAGACUGGGUUACGAUUAAUGACCUCUAGUCCCUACUCUCAUAUAGAGAAGCCCAUGCUUUUCUCUCAACCGGAGUUUCCAGACAGCCAUCUCACUGAAGAAGCUCCAGAAGUUUCAGUAGUUUCUGUAUCAGCAGAGCAGAAGAUACCAACAGGACCUUCUGGUUCCUCCUUUCAUAGAGAGAAUCCCAGUGAUUUUUACCAACAGACCUUACCAGAUGGUGAUCUAACUGAAGAGUCUCUGAAGUCUUCAACUGCUCCUGGGCUAACUGAUCAGAAUAGGAGUCCUACAGUACCAAGUUCCUACUCUCAUAAAGAGAAACUCAAGAUUUCAACUGCAGAUCUACCGGAUGACCAGAAGACGGAGUUACCAACAGCUACCCAUAGUUCCUACUUACAGAGAGAGAAGCUCAAGGUUUCAACUGUGAUUGGACCAGAUGAUCAGAAGACUCCGUUGGCAGUUUUUCAUAGCUUCAAUUCUCAAAAAGUAAAGCCUGGUAUUUUCCUUCAAGAGCAGUUGCCACAUAAAGAACAAAGUAAAAAUAUUCUAAAGAUUUCAACUGUCCCUGAACCAACUGAUGUAAAAACUGGGAUACCAAUACCUCUACCUGGUUCUCAUUUACAUCAAGAGAAAGCUAGUGUUAUUUCUUCACAGGAAUUGCCAGACAGACAUUUACCUGAAGAUGUGCUAAAGGUUUCAACAGUUUCUGAACCAGUGGACCAGAAAACAGUGUUGCCAACAGCUUCUUCCAGUUCCUUUUCACAUAAAGAAAAAUGGAGUAGUUUUUAUCAGAAGGAUUUGCCAGAUAAACAUCUAACUGAAAAUUCUCUGAAGGUCUCAAGUGGUCUUGGGAAAGCUGAGCAAAUUAUUGGAUUACCUAAAGUUUCCCCUGGUACUUAUUCACAUGACAAGAAGCAAGAACUUGUAUCAGAACAUGUCCAAAGGCUAGCAGAUAAUUUGAAUUCUGACUCCAAUGUCAGCUCAAACAAUAUGCUUUUAAAUUCUCAGGCUGAUGAUGGAGUUAUAAUAAGUAAGCCAGAAUCUCAGGGCUUUGGAGAUGUUGUCUCUGAGGAAAUCCAGGAUUCAGAUAACAGUUCCAAAACUCUUAAAGAAAUUCGGACUCUUUUAAUGGAGGCAGAAAAUAUAGCCCUGAAACGAUGCAAUUUUUCUGCCCCCCUUGUCCCUUUCAGAGAUGUUAAUGAUAUUUCAUUUGUACAACCGAAGAAGAUGGUUUGCUUCAAAGAACCCUCCAAAACUGAUGUAACUAAUAAUGAAGUGUUUCAGAAACAAAAGUUUACAGAGGAAAGCCCAAGUAUCAGGUGCAUACAGAAGGAUAUUGGCACACAGACAAAUUUGAAAUGCCAGAGAGGCAUUGGAAAUUGGGAGUUUAUUAGUUCAACUACAAUCAGAAGUCCUCUACAGGAAGCAGAAAGCAAACCCAGAGUGUCAUUAGAUGAACCUUUUAGGCAGUAUGAAGCAGCCAGAUCUGUGAUGAGAUCUGAACCUGAAGGGAGUAGUGGAACCAUUGGGAAUAAAAUGAUUAUCCCUAUGAUGACUAUCAUAAAAACUGAUUCAAGUAGUGAUAUAAGUGAUGGAAAUGGUUCCUGCUCAUGGGACAGUAAUUUAUCAGAGUCUUUGGAAUCAGUUUCUGAUGUUCUUCUAAACUUUCUUCCAUGUGCUUCACCCAAGACAAGUGUAACAGAUAGCAGAGAGGAAGAGUGUAUGUCAGACAGUGAGGAUGGUUGUGGUAGUGUAGAUUCACUAGCUGCACAUGUGAAAAAUCUUCUGCAGUGUGAAUCCUCUUUGAAUCAUGCCAGACAAAUACUUAAAAAUGCAGAGGAAGAGGAAAGUCGGGUACGAGCACGAGCCUGGAAGCUGAAGUUGAAUCUAGCACAUGAUUAUGGAUACUCCAUUUCAGAAUUAAAUGAAGAUGACAGAAGAAAAGUAGAAGAGAUCAAAGCAAAGCUGUUUGGUCAGGAGAGAACAACUGACUUCUCAGAGGGUUUACAGAGUCCACGAGGAAUAGGAUGCCCAGCUGAGUCUGUUUGCAGUCACAUUAUUAUUGAGAGCCAUGAAAAAGGAUGUUUCAGAACUGUAUCUACUCAACCACCACAAGUGAACAGCCACCCUUGUCUUUUUAGAUCUGCUGAACCCUCAGAACUGAUCAGAGGACAACGGAGCCCAACACCCUGGAGAACCAGGCACAUCAACUUUUGUAAAUCACUAGAUCAGAACAACCCUCAUCUCAAAGUUUGGAAUUCUUUACAGUUACAAAGUCGUCCCCCAUUUCAAAAUGUUAUGCAUGAUGACUUCAAAAUUAGCAAGAGUUUUGGAAUGCCAUUCAAUGAAAACAUAGACCCUUGGUUGUCAGAGAUAGAACCUGCUUUUGUGCCACCUAAGGAAGUGGAUUUUCAUUCUUCACCACAAAUACUGCCCUCAGAACCCAUGAAACAGUUUACUACUUCCAUCACUUUUUCAUCUCACCGACAUUCUAAAUGCAUUUCAGAUUCCUCUGUUUUUAAGGUUGGUGUUACUCAAGGUAGCCAGUAUACUGGAGCACCUAUGGGGGUAUUUAAUUCUCAUGUCACUGAAGAGCAAAUUUCUCCUAGAGAUCUUAAACAGAAAACCUCUUCCCCUUCAUCAGUUAAAAAACUUAGUUAUUUACCAGAUAAAGAAAUGACUAUUUUAACAGAAGGGAGUAGGCAAAGCCAAACAUUACCUGUUGAUUUUGAGCAUUCUCACCAAGAAGAAAAACUCUUAGAAAGAUCAGGUUUUAAAGUCAGUCAUUCUGAGCCCAGAAAUGGUAGCAAUUUCAAGGAAGUUCAGUUUUCUGAUAACCAUACUCUAAUUAGCAUGGGCAGACCGAGUUCCACUCUAGGAGUAAAAGAGAAGAAUGUAAUUAUAACUCCAGAGCUUCCUUCGCACAUUUUUCUUGAACAACGAGAGCUCUUUGAACAAAGUAAAUCUCCACAUACAGAUCACUAUGUGAGAAAACACCAUUCUCCCCCUUGUCUAAAUCUUCCUCCUUGCAUUUUUCUUGAACAAAAAGAACUCUAUGAACAAAGCAAAGUCCCACAUGUAGAUCAUGAGAUGAGAGAAAGCCAUACUCCCUUUCCUCAAUGUCAGGAUUCUGUAGCAUCAAACCUUCAUUCUCCUAUUUGUCUUGAACAACAUCAGAGCAAAGCCCCAGGUGUAGAUGCCCAACAUUUCCUUUUUUUGAAAGGUCAGGAUUGUGUGGUAGAAAAGAAUCAACAUAGACCCAAGUCACCCAUUUGUAAUUUGAUAAAUGUUGAAGCCAAGUUCGAUAAUGUGAUUUCCCAGUCGGCCCCCGAUUACUGUCAAUUAGAAACAUCUGCAUCUACUUCACCAUCAAAUAGAAAAGCACUUUCAUGUAUUCGUAUAACUCUUUGUCCCAAGACUCCUUCCAAGCUGGAUAGUGGAACCUUAGAUAAAAGGUUUCACCUGUUGGAUCCUGCUUCUAAAACAAGGAUGAAUAGUGAGUUUAAUCGUGGCCUACAAAGUAAAUCUUCGGAAUCAUUGGAACCAACCUCCAAAUUAUUGACCAGUAAACCUCUAGCACAGGAUCAAGAACAUGUAGGUUUUCUAGGACCUAAAUCUCCUCCGGACUUGCAAGCUGUACAAUCUCCUUUUCCAGAUAGUAAGACUAUUAUUCAGGACUUGAAAAACUUACCUUCUCAGAAUAGCCAGAUAGUUACCUCAAGGCAAACACAAGUGAACAUUUCAGAUUUGGAAGGAUAUUCCAAACCAGAGGAGACUCCGGUAUCUGCAGAUGGUUCACAAGAACAGAGUAGGCCUCCCUACUGUGCUUCCUCUGGAAAGUUAUCAUCUGAUGCUGUCACUCAGAUAACAACAGAAAGUCCAGAAAAGACCAUGUUUUCAUCUGAGAUUUUUAUUAAUGCGGCUGAUUGUAAAGAACCCAGCACCCAAAAGCCGCCCAAAGUUCCUGUGAAGUUUGGUUCAUCGUCUUCAGUGCAACAGAUUAGUCCGUCUCAUGGUGCAGAUGCUCAGCCUGUACUAUUGCCAUACAAACCAUCUGGUAGUCAGAAGAUGUACUAUGUUCCACAAUUAGAAGCAAUCUCUUCAUUUCCAGAAUGCAAAUCAUCAGAUACUACCCUUGAGAGCUCACAUUCAGGAUCCAAUGAUGCUAUUGCUCCAGACUUUCCAGCUCAAGUGCUAGGCACAAGGGAUGAUAAUCUCCCAGAUACUGUAAAUAUUAAACAUGAAGAAGGGAUCUACAGUAAAAGGGCUGUAACUAAGGCAUCUUUCUUGGUUGGGAAAAAGCCCUUUCAGAAAGGUGAUUCAGAGGCUCCAAUUCAAGUGCCAGAAAUUCUCUCAGGUAAAAAUAAAGAAGAGAUAUUUAGUCAAAGUGUUGUGACUAAGAUUGCCUGGCCUGAAGGAAAUGAAUGUUUGCAGAAAAACACUGCAGAUUCCAGUGAUACUACCACUGCUGAGGACUCAGCUCAAGUAGUAGACAAGAAGAUUGAAAACCUACCAGAAACUAAAGCCUUUAAACAGAAAGAAGAAAUUCAUAUUAAAAGAACUGUUUGUAAGGAAGCUGGGCCAAAAGAGAAAGAAUCCUUACAAAUAGAUAUUUCAGAGUCCAAGUGUCACUCAGAAUUUGAAAAUACUACUCAUUCUGUCUUCAGAUCAGCCAAGUUCUAUUUUCAUCAUCCAGUGCAUCUACCAAAUGAUCAAGACUUGUGUCAUGAGACUUUGGGAAAAAGUGCUCUUAUGAGGCAGUCAUGGAAAGAUUUCUUUCAGCAUCAUUCAAACAAACUUAGAGAGCCCACUUGUCUUCCUAUUUCUUGUCAAAGUGUGGAUAAGACUAAGAUGGAUUAUACCAGGGUAAAGAGCCUCAGCAUCAAUAUGAAUGUGGGAGACAGUGAAGAGGCACAUGCUACUAAAAGUCAGGCCAGAGAUAAUCUAAAAAAUAAAAGACAAAUUAAUGAUCCAAAUAAAGACCAUAAAGUCAUCACAGAGCUAGUAACACAGCCUACUACAAGUUUGAAUGAACUCUGGAACAAAUACCAGGAACGACAGAAGCAACAGAAACCACUUGAUGUCAAUGACAAGAAAGAACUGUCUUUGAUAGAGCGUCUUGAUCGUCUGGCUAAACUUCUUCAGGAUCCCAUCACACACUCUCUUCAGGCCUCAGAAAGUACACUAGAUGGUAGCAGAGGGGAACGCGACUUUAAGGAAUGGAAUAAUAAACAACAGAAAAACAAACUUCAGAAGCAGAAGCGCUAUAGAAGUCUAGAAAAAGGCCAUAAAAACAUAGGUGAUCUUAGAAAAGGCAAAGUAGCUUCUCAGACUGGGAAGUCCAGUCAGAUUAAGAUUGAACAGAUUAAAUUUGAUAAAUAUAUUCUGAAAAAACCAGGUUUAAAUUAUAUCAGCAACACUUCUUCAGAUUCUAGACCUUCAGAGGAAAGUGAGCUGCUCACAGAUACUCCCACCAACAUUAUUUCCACUACCACUUCUCCUGGGGACUCAGAUAUAUUAACCCAAACAGACAGAGAGGUUACUUUGCAUGAAAGGAGUAGCUCCAUUUCCACCAUUGACACUGCAAGACUGAUCCAAGCUUUUGGCCAUGAAAGAGUAUGUUUGUCACCCAGGCAAAUUAAGUUAUAUAGCAGCAUCACCAACCAACAGAGGAGAUACCUUGAGAAGCGUUACAAGCAUACCAAGAAAGCAUUGAAUAUAGGUCAUCCCCAAAUGACUUCUGAGCACACCAGAAGGAAGCACAUCCAGAUGGCAAACCACACGAUUUCUUCUGACUCAGUUUCAUCUGCCAGUAGUUGCUUGAGUUUGAACUCUACUCUUUGUACUGAGCAAAUAGUGCCCACGUUCAACAAAGGCAUCCAAGCAGGUAACUUAGAGAUUGUGAGUGAUGUCAGUAAACAUACUCGUGAUGUUGGGGUGACUUUCCCAACUCCAACUUCUAGUGAGGCCAGAUUAGAAGAGGACUGCGAUGAGACUUCUUUGUCAGAAGAAAUAAUCAAAGAGAAAAUGUUCUUUGCCAGUUCUCUUGGAGACAGAAAGUUAAGAAAGAAGCAGAAUUCCUGUGAAGGAGUUUCGUGGUUUGUUCCUGUGGAAAACGUGAAGCUUACAACUAAGAAAGAAAACCUUCCCAAGAUUUGUGGUCCUGGUAUCUCCUGGUUUGAACCAAUAUCUAGAACCAAACCUUGGAGGGAGCCUCUUCGAGAACAGAACUGGCCAAGGCAAUGCACACUUGGUUGGGGCUUACAGCCAGGCCCAGGAGGAGAUGUUGGCCAAGAGCAACUGACACCAUUCGUGAGGACAACUCUACAGGAAUCACUUCAGCUUCACAGACCUGACUUCAUCACCCGCUCUGGGGAGCGGAUUAAGCGCCUCAAGUUAAUAGUUGAGGAAAGGAAGCUGCAGAAUGUGUUUCAGAGUGAGCGGAAUGAGCUGUUCAAUGCCACGCACCCCUUACCUAGGAAAGUUCUCAUGAUGGUCCAGAAGAACAAGCCUAUUGGGAGGAAGGAGAUGAUUCAGAGGUCUAAACGGAUUUAUGAGCAGCUUCCAGAAGUACAGAAAAAGAGAGAAGAAGAGAAGAGGAAAUCAGAAUAUAAGUCCAACCGGCUGCGAGCUCAGCUCUUCAGAAAGAGAUUGACCAAUCAACUCCUGGGGAGAAAAGUCCCAUGGGAUUAAUGUAAGAUUAUUUUCUCAGAGCCUUGGAGUUAUUUUUUUUUUUUAUGAACACUGAGAAACAUGUACUUAUUUUUGUGGAUCUGGUUUAAUAAAGCUUAUUCUUUGUG